CUGGUUAUAGGUGAGGGUGUGUGGGGUUAUUGACCCAGUCUGCUGGUCGUUGAGUCACUCUCCCUACACACAAUCCCCGCGCUAUCUGCAGGCUCCGGCCCAGCUCUGGGCGCCGUAGGCCCCGGGCUCAGCGCUGUUCCCUCCCCGAUGGGCGGGGCCGGGACCCGGGGUCUGCCCUCGCUCGCUGCCGGGAUGUGGGGCCUCGGUCGGUCGGUACCGCUGUCAGCGUGGCUCAGGUCUGCCCGGGGGACGAUUCCUUGGGCCGCAGGGUGGGUGCGGGCUGCUGGAGGAGCGAAGCCGCCCGGUAGCGGUGAGGCGGCGGCGUUCGUGGCUCGACGGAGGCGGAGCAAGGUGCCCAAGAAUCCAACUUGGAAGCCCGAUGAGUACAGUCAGCCUCCAGAGGUGUCUAUGGAGAUGAUCGACCACCUGGAGCGCCUGGCACUUGUUGAUUUUCGGAACCAGGAGGGCGUGCGAAGGCUGGCGAGUGCCAUACAGUUUGCCAACCAGCUGCAUGGUGUCGACACUGAGGGAGCGGAGCCGAUGGAUUCAGUACUGGAGGAUCGGCCUUUGUAUUUGCGUGCGGAUGAGGUCACAGAUGGUUACUGUGUGGAGGCAGUCUUGAGCAAUGCAAGGCAUGUUGUAGAGGAAUACUUUGUGGCACCUCCAGGCAAUAUUCCACUUCCACGGAAAGAGGAGAGAGAUGAUCUUUAAUAUUUCAAAUGGUAAACAUGGACCUGCUGCUUUAUGACAGAUUUUGAGGUCAAAGCAAAAUUUCAUCAGGGAGAUUACAUCUCAUCCACUGAAGACCCAAGUGCAACAAAAUGUUCAUUUGAACUCAUGUUGAAGGGCAGUGCCAUUAUUUUUGAAAUGAUUUACAAUGCAUAAUGUUUCUCUUGUGGAAAUGUCAUUUUGUUAUUAAAUGUCACGAAGGGCCUACUAAGACACAUGCAGAAAAGAAUUGGCUCACUGGUAACAUUCCUGCCCGAGGCAGAAAGCUGUGGGUGGGAAUCUAACUCUAGAAAUUUGAGCAGGAUCUAGGUUGACACUAACACAGUUAAACAUGCUAUUUUAUUUCUGAGACAUAAAGAAGGCCAGGCAGUGUUCCUAGGUGAAAUGAAAGAUCUUGUGGCACACUUUUGUUGAGUCAUCAUCCCAGAACUACAAAAAACACUUUAUUGAAAGGUGCUUAUGAAGUUGUUUAAGACUGCUUGCAAGUCAUAAUUUAAAAUUUCACCCAAAAGACUGCUUUGCUGGCCCACUCCUGUCUUUGAAAUGCCAGUUCAGAAAAAUGCAUCCACAUCGACUGGCUGGGGGUGCUACCAUUCUUCUAAACAGAUAAGCAUCUGUACCAUCACCAACAUUCUCCAUAACCUGAAUUUGGGAACCUUCCUUUUUAAAAUCAAUUUUCAACAUAAUUGAAGUUAGUACCUAUUAGCUUAUUUUCAGUCCAUUUGGUCUUAUUAAUGGUAUAUAUGAAUAACUGUAUUUGAGGGUUAAAGGCUCAGAAAUAAACACACCAGUUCCCUGGCUACUUUUUUAUUUAAUAAAAAGGGAAGUGUGUAAGUUAGCUGAAGCCAGUAAAGAUUGACACAGUCAAUAAUAAAAAGAAAAAAAAACAAGUUUAUUCAAAGCAUCGCACGAAAUAUAGAACUGAAGGAAAAAAAAACUAACCGCCAGUGAUGGAAUGUGGAUUAAAAAGAAAA
Molecule: messenger RNA, 1703 nt
Organism: Pristis pectinata (smalltooth sawfish)
Lineage: Eukaryota; Metazoa; Chordata; Chondrichthyes; Rhinopristiformes; Pristidae
Gene: gatc
Product: glutamyl-tRNA amidotransferase subunit C
Exons: 5
Coding region: 148-711 (187 amino acids)
Biological process (GO): glutaminyl-tRNAGln biosynthesis via transamidation; mitochondrial translation; regulation of translational fidelity
Cellular component (GO): glutamyl-tRNA(Gln) amidotransferase complex; mitochondrion
Molecular function (GO): glutaminyl-tRNA synthase (glutamine-hydrolyzing) activity
Source: RefSeq, a predicted model, not a curated record